AUGUUUCAAUCUGCAUCCUCACCCUCACCAUGUCCUCCUACACUCAACAUCAACAAACGACUUUCAGUCACAUCACCAACUUCUCCAGAAAUAGAAGGUAGCUCGACAGAUGCUUCACUCAUGAUUGAAAGUGUCAACAAAAUGGCACAGCAAGUUACAGAUACAUUAUUAGUGAGAUUAAUUGGAGCUGUGGAUUUGGUUCCGAUGGAUAAGAAUGGACUUUCUGAUCCCUACACCAUUGUGAGUUUUGCCAACAUGAACAACAAUUCUCUCGAAUCAUGGUUCACUGCAAAAACUUCAAUCAAGAAAAAAACUCUCAAUCCCAACUGGAAUGAAACUUUUAACAUUUCACUCACGGAGCAAUGGAUGAAAAGCAUUCCGAGUCCAAAUACUAAAUCUCCGACGUCUCCGCCAACCGUGACGCCAUCCUUAUCCACUCAGUUCGACCCAGCUGCAAAUUUAUUUUCAACUUCGUAUUUGAGUUUUAAAGUGAUGGAUUGGGAUAAAUUUUCAAGUGACGACGAGGAAGGAGAUUAUGUAUUGAAAUUGAAUUCCAUUCCUGAUUUUUCAGAUGCUUCUGUGAGUAUGAAGCUGAAUCAUGCUGAACAUGGAGUGUUAAAUGUUGGAUUUAAAUUGAAAUGCACUCCACGUCCAUCAUUGAAUGAAAUGGUGUUGGUGAAACCUGUGAAGAGAGCAGAUUUUGUGAGAUCGACACGAAAUUCUUGGUUGACAGGAAGUGUAAUUUAUCCAUUGAGUCCUUGGGAAUUGGUUCCUGAAAUGCAUCGAGUUUGGGAAAAGGCUCAAGAAGAUUUAAUUGAUAUGCUCGAUUCUCAUAAUAGUGUCACAGAUAAUGACAAUUCUAGUAAUAGUAAUAGUAGUGGAAGAGUGUCAAGGAGAUUCUCGUUGAGAAGAAAUUCAAAGAAUUUGACGCAGAAAUUAUCUACUGUUUUGGCAGGAGAGAAUUUUCCUAAAUGGAAAGAAGAACGUUCGAAUAGCUCUUCAACGGUGACACUCUCGACCGAUGCAGAAUAUUAUUUCAUGGGAAAUCCAUCCAUAGUGGAUCGAGUGUUUGUUCAAUUAUUGGUCGGUUGUCAUGAAAAUCAAAUUUUCCAAGAUAUUUUAAAUGGUUUGGAGAGAGAUCUGAAAAUUAUCAAUGUCAAAUAUAACGAUGAAGGAAUGCAACAAGUUCGAUCCAACAUUCGAAAAGAAGAUGAAAAUUCUCGAAAGAAUUUUCUCGUCAUGUCCAUCGUUGCUGAUCUUGAUAUUAGAGACGCCGUUGCAAAACUUGAUGGAAAAAUACCAAAAUCUCUACACACUCAAUAUCCUUCAAAAGUGAAUGUUGAAGGAUCAAUUUACGUGCUCGAUAUUGGAUGUCAUGCAAAAUUACUCUAUGUUUACAUUUCAAAUUGUGGAAAGCCAAAUAUUGUGCCAUUUGUAGAACUCGUUGGAAAUUCAAUUCCUUCCUCUUCGAGUACCUUAUUUGAAUCUCUGUAUUUGGAUUUAGAUGAUUCAUUGUGGGUGAAAUGUCCCUACGGUUGGGAACAUCAUGAAUCUGGAGAAAAGACAAAUUCCUAUCUCAUUUCCCCCAUUCAAAAACGGGCUUUCGAGGAAGGAAAAUCGUUUUGCAUUGAUAGAUUUGCCAUGAAGAAAUUAGAUGUCCUCGUGCCAGAAGUCACAGAACCAAUUUUGUCAAACAUGAGUCAAGCCAAGUUGGAUUCUGUCAUGAAUUCACACAACAAGUGUGAAAUUAAGAAACCAGUCGAGAGGCGAGUGUUUACUAAUUCGAGUAAGAAGGAAAUUGUGACUUUUAUGUUUGAAUUGGAAUAUGAUUUGAGAGAUGAUUCCACUGCUACUGUGAAUCGAGUGACACAUAUUGAAGCAUUGAUCAAUACGACUGGAAGUUGUGUGUGGUCCUUGUCGUAUCUGUCGAAUUUGGACUCAGGAUAUCGUGGUCUUUUUGAAACUAUAAUUUCUGAAAUCAAGACUGCAGAGUAUUAA
This is a messenger RNA of Naegleria fowleri, 1998 nucleotides long. RefSeq lists its product as uncharacterized. The record is from RefSeq and is a predicted model, not a curated record. NCBI's taxonomy places the organism in Eukaryota, Heterolobosea, Eutetramitea, Acrasida, Naegleriidae. Gene Ontology annotation, molecular function: calcium ion binding. Bases 1 to 1998 code for a protein of 665 amino acids. The transcript is spliced from 2 exons.